Molecule: messenger RNA, 448 nt
Organism: Paramecium tetraurelia
Lineage: Eukaryota; Ciliophora; Oligohymenophorea; Peniculida; Parameciidae
Exons: 3
Source: RefSeq, a predicted model, not a curated record
AUGAAUACAAAGUCUUUUGAAGUAUUGAUUCACUCAUAGUUUGCUUUCCAUAAAUGCAGAUCAGAAGUACAUAAAUAUGAAGAUUGCAGACAAACCACAUCACCUAUUCCAAAAGAUCCAAGGUUGUGUAAAGAAAAGGCGAAAGAAUUGGUGGGAUGUUACAAAGAGGCCGAAAGGAUGCAUCCUCUAUGCUUGGCACCAUUUAAUGAUGUAAGGGAAUGUGUUUUUAAGGCAGAUGGCAAUAUCUUUAAUUGUAAAAAGGAAGCACAGUAAUUUGUUGAUUGUUAAAUGGAUUAAGAAAAAUAUUAAGAUUUCUUAUCUCUUUCAACUGAUAAAUAGAAAGAAGCCUUAUAAUUUGAUUUCUUUAACUACAGAGGACAUUUUGACAAAUAUAGUUGAAGAUGCAUUGAUUAUUAAAUAAAAUACAUAAUACCUAAUAUAAUUAAAA